AUGGAUGGUACCAAGAAAGGCAGGAGAGAAGGCUCUGAAGUCACAGAAAGAGUUAUCACUGAAACAGUAACCACAAGACUUACAUCCUUACCACCAAAAGGAGGGACGAGUAACGGAUAUGCUAAAACAUCAUCUCUCACUGGAGGGAGCCGGCUGGAGAAGCAGAGUUUAACCCAUGGCAGCAGUGGCUACAUAAACUCCAGUGGAAGUUUAAGAGGAAAUGCCUCCACCUCCAGUUAUAGGAGGGCCCAGUCUCCUGCUUCUACUCUCCCCAAUUCACCAGGCUCAACCUUUGAAAGGAAAAGUCAUGUCACCCGUCAUGCAACAUAUGAAGGGAGCUCAAGUGGGAAUUCUUCUCCAGAAUACCCUCGGAAGGAAUUUGGGUCUUCCUCCACCAGAGGACGGAGCCAGACUCGAGAGAGUGAAAUUCGUGUUCGUCUGCAGAGUGCUUCCCCAUCUACCCGAUGGACAGAAUUAGACGAUGUGAAACGUUUGCUCAAGGGGAGCAGAUCAGCCAGUGCGAGUCCUACCCGGAACUCUUCCAACACGCUCCCCAUCCCCAAGAAGGCUACUGUGGAAACCAAGAUGGUGACAGAGAGUUCUCAAUCAGGAGGUCUGAAGGUCGCAUCCAUGAAGGACAAAGCCACCUAUGCAGAAAUACAAGGAGAUGACCGUGGUGUCGGUGGUGCAGGAGGAGGAGGAGGUGGCGGCGGCGGUGGUGCAGGUUUUGGGGCUGCCCCCGCCUGGUGUCCCUGUGGUUCCUGCUGUAGUUGGUGGAAGUGGCUUUUAGGUCUACUCCUGGCCUGGCUGUUGCUUCUUGGAUUGCUUUUCGGACUCAUUGCUUUGGCGGAGGAGGUGAGGAAGCUGAGAGCUCGUGUGGAUAGCCUGGAGCAAAUCAACACUAGUAUGUUACAGGAUAGAGAGAUCUACAAAGAUCGAGCCAUUGCUGUCUCCCAUGUUGGCGGAGGGACCAGUGAACUUGACAGCCACAGUCAGGAGGCUCUCUGGUUAUUUGUGAAAAACAAGCUGCUGAUAGAACAGGAAAAGGGAAAUCUCCGAGGAAAUCCUGGACCAAAAGGUGAUAUGGGAAUUCAAGGUCCAAAAGGAGAACGAGGGCUUAUUGGAGUUCCAGGUGUCCCAGGGACUAUGGGCCAUCCAGGCCCAGAAGGACCAAAGGGACAGAAAGGCAGUGUGGGAGAAUCUGGCCCAGAGGGACCCAUGGGUCAGAGAGGACGAGAAGGCCCCACAGGGCCUCGUGGCGAACCAGGACCCCCUGGAUUUGGAGAGAAGGGAGAUAGAGGUGCUGCUGGAGAUCCAGGUCCUCAAGGGCCCCCUGGUGUCCCUGGUUCUGUUGGUCCCAAAGGUUCUAUUGGUUCCCCAGGACCCCAGGGCCCCUCAGGUCCUUCUGGCCUCCAAGGCUUCAGAGGCGAAGCUGGUUCCCCUGGUCCCAAAGGCGAGAAAGGACCAAUGGGACCCCCAGGACCCAAAGGUGAUCCGGGUGAGAAAGGACCUCGAGGUCUUACAGGAGAACCUGGAUUAAGAGGUCUUCCUGGUCCAACUGGUGAACCUGGUGCUAAAGGAGCAAUUGGUCCAGCUGGUCCAGAUGGACAUCAAGGUCCAAGAGGUGAACAAGGUCUUACAGGAAUGCCUGGAAUUCGUGGCCCACCAGGACCUGCAGGAGAAGGAGGAAAACCAGGCCUCACAGGACCCCAAGGACCUCCAGGACUUCCUGGGACCCCAGGCCGACCAGGGGUUAAAGGUGAGACUGGAACUCCAGGCAGGAUUGUAACUUCAGAGGGAACAUCAACAGUGACUGUACCAGGACCUCCAGGACCACCAGGAGCCAUGGGGCCCCCAGGACCACCAGGCAUUCCAGGACCUGCUGGCCCAGCUGGUCUUCCAGGACAGCAAGGUCCCCGAGGGGAGAGAGGCAUUGCAGGGGAAUCUAUUAUUGGAAGCAGCUCUUCUUCAGGGAUCAAUUCUGCUCCUCACACUGCUCAAUUGCAAGGCCCCCCUGGACCACCAGGACCACCAGGACCACCAGGAGCUUCAAUCACAGGCCCUCCAGGACCCCGAGGCCCAGCAGGGGAAGGCCUACCAGGACCUCCUGGACCACCUGGAAGUUUCCUUACAAACUCAGAAACAUUCUUCUCUGGUCCCCCUGGCCCACCUGGGCCUCCUGGCCCCAAAGGAGAUCAAGGCUCUCCUGGACCCCGAGGAUACCAAGGAGACCCUGGCCUCCCAGGACUCUCUGUCUCAGGUUCAGACACUCUGGGAGUCACCCUACGAGGUCCACCUGGCCCUCCUGGUGAUCAGGGUCUUCCAGGACCCAAAGGUGACAAAGGUGACCCUGGUGUCCCUGGUGCUCCUGGAAUCCCUGGGAGCCCCACUCGAGGAGGAUCAUCAAGUUCUCGAGGACCCCCAGGACCACCUGGCCCUCCUGGUCCUCCUGGUUCCAUCAGCAACUCUAGACGGGAGAUUCAACAAUACAUCUCUGAUUACAUGCAGAGUGACAGCAUCAGAAGUCACCUCUCUGGAGUUCAGGGUCCUCCUGGCCCUCCAGGGCCUCCAGGACCUGUCACCACCAUUGGUGGGGAGACUUUCGACUACACUGAGUUGGCGAGCCGAGUCAUGAGCUACCUACGGACUUCUGGGUACAAUGUGGGCUCCUUUUCCUCGAUUUCUUCUGAAGACAUCCUACUUGUUCUGCAAAGGGAAGAAGUGCGCCAAUAUCUCCGGCAAUAUCUGAUGGGUCCUCGAGGACCCCCUGGGCCACCAGGAGCCAGCGGGGAUGGGUCCCUUCUGUCUCUAGACUAUGAAGAGUUGACCAGCCGCAUCCUAAGCUACAUGAGAAGUUCUGGGAUCAGUGUUGGUUCCCCUGGUCCCCCGGGUCCCCCGGGUCUGCCAGGAACAUCCUACCAGGACCUGUUGUCUUUGCUCCAAGGUAAGAUUAGACCUGGAAUGCAGAAUCAUUCUGACAUAGGAUGGAGAAUGGCACCCCUAAAUCAUGGCUCCUUAUUCUUCCUUUUCAUUCUAGGGUCUGAAUUUAGUGGUCUCAUUGGGCCCCCUGGACCCCCUGGACCUCCAGGACCUUCAGGCAGCUCCUGGUCUAGUCUCAGUAUGGAGGAACUUUCAUCUUACCUUCAAAGUGCAGGCUUCUCUUCGGUCUCGGGUCCUCCCGGUCCCCCGGGUCCUCCAGGCCCCCGUGGCCCCCCCGGGGUUUCGGCAGCUUUGGCAACCUAUGCAGCUGAAAACAGCGAUAGUUUCCGGAGUGAGCUGAUUAGCUACCUUACAAGUCCUGAUGUCCGAAGCUUCAUCGUGGGACCUCCGGGACCUCCGGGGCCUCAGGGUCCGCCGGGAGAUGGCCGGCUAAGGGAAGCUGACGGCUCCUACAGCCGGGGAAGCAGUAACUCCUACAGCUCUUCUACUAGCCGCAGUACCUCCUACAGCUCCUCCCUGGGAUUAGGAGGAGCCAACGGAGGAGCGUCCCUGGGUGGAGGGGAAGCCUAUGGCGCAGCCCUGGGAGAUGGUGGCCCCUAUGGCACAGACGUUGGCACUGGUGGCGGCUACGGGACGGCAGCUGGAGACGGGGGCGCGUAUGGCACUGAGGGCAGAGUUUUUGGUGCAGGCUUCACUGCGGACCUGGAUUACAGCGAACUGGCUGCGCGAGUGUCGGAGACUAUGCAUCGUCAGGGUCUGCUCCAAGGUAUGGCUUAUACUGUACAAGGCCCCCCAGGCCAGCCUGGGCCCCAGGGUCCUCCUGGUAUCAGCAAGGUAUUCGCAACCUACGGCAAUGUGACCGAGGACCUCAUGGACUUCUUCCGAACUUAUGGGGCAAUUCCAGGACCAAAGGGAGACACAGGCUUUCCAGGACCCAGAGGUGAAAGGGGACCAGCUGGGAAUCCUGGUAGACCUGGACCUCCAGGCCCCAGAGGACACAAAGGAGAUAAAGGAGACAAAGGUGAACAAGUCUAUGUUGGCAGGAGGAGGAGGAGAAGCAUUGCUGUAAAACCAUGA
This is a messenger RNA of Gracilinanus agilis (Agile Gracile Mouse Opossum), 4017 nucleotides long. RefSeq names its product collagen type XVII alpha 1 chain (gene COL17A1). Bases 1 to 4017 code for a protein of 1338 amino acids. The transcript has 49 exons. NCBI's taxonomy places the organism in Eukaryota, Metazoa, Chordata, Mammalia, Didelphimorphia, Didelphidae. The record is from RefSeq and is a predicted model, not a curated record.